UGGGACCUGGUUGUUGUCAGAAAUAAAUGUGACCUGUACUCAUAUCCUAAUUAACCUUUCAAUCACUAAUAGAAUCCAUUUAUAAUUAACCUUUAGAUUAGUUUCAAUAUACAAUGGCACCAUUUAUAUAUCUUACGUAUAUAAUAUUGAUUCCCCUUAAUAUUAUUAAUAUUUUUUGAUAUUUAUUUGUAAAAUUUAAAAUGAAAUGAGUAAUUUCUAGGAUUUUCCUACACAUGUAUAUUAUCUUUUCAUAUUACUCACCUUUUCCAUUUUUUCUAAUAAAUUUGUUUUUUUGUAAGUGCCUUCUCCUAAAUAAUAUCUUCGGGGUUUCAAAUAAAUUUAAAGAUCGAAAUUUUAAUCUUUUUUUCUUAAACCAUACAAGAAAUUUAUCGCAAACUUACAAUUUAAAAGAGGUUCAAAAGUGUACACUACCUUCUAAAUCAAAAAAACUGAACUCUCAACUAAAUUCAGUCCAUACUGAUACACAUACGAUCGAUGAUGACGUUGCUAGGAUUUUAUUUGGUCUAGACGACCCUCUUGAGAUUGGUCGUACCUAUAUAAACUCUGAGGGCAAGAUAAUAAAUAAGAAAAAGAGUUUGUACUCAAUUGGUGAUUUAUCUCAUGUGGACGACUUCUUUGAGGGUAAAUUUCGUGUAGAAUGGACUGUUAGAGGUGUUAAAGAGAAACUCCAAUAUCGAUAUAGAGAUAGUCACACACUACCUCUUACAACUAGUAGAUUCAGUUUAGCUGGAAUUAAGGGGUUUGUUCUUAGACUUUGGCUAGACGGUCAUAAAGGAUCCAAAAAGGGGCAUAUAGCCAUGAGUCUGGUACAACAGGAGCACUGGACUUCUUUAGACUCUCCGAUUUGUUUAUUUGCUGGGAAAAUAGUUAAAGGGCCUUUUUUCUAUAGAUCCCCUGAGUAUACCCAGUGUUCUAAAUCUUUUUGUCCACUUGAAGACGUUGUUGAAAAUAACACCAUUAAACUAGGAGUAAUGAUCGCAAAGCGUGAGGAUAACUCUAUUAACUCUAAACCUCCCUAACUCAUUUUAACCCACC
Messenger RNA from Theileria parva strain Muguga, 1056 nucleotides. RefSeq names its product putative integral membrane protein. The record is from RefSeq and is a predicted model, not a curated record. Lineage: Eukaryota; Apicomplexa; Aconoidasida; Piroplasmida; Theileriidae. The coding region runs from base 234 to 1040 and encodes 268 amino acids. The transcript has 4 exons.